AUGCGACGAGUAGAAAUGAGCGGAUUGACCAUCAGAGUUAAAAGAGGAUCGAGGGGUAGUGCUACACUUCUCGAAGCAGCCAACAGAAUUCUGCGAUUACUUGGCGUAAGCUCCACGAAGCGCGGGAAACAGCCCUCGCCCAAAUCUAAGUUGAACGGUCGAGCCGGAAGUGAAGUUCGAGCUCCAAUAGCGACGUCUGAAUCCACUGCGGAGUCGCCAAUCAAGAUGCAGGCGUCGCAGGCCACCGCCGCGCCGGUGCCUGCUCCAGCCUCUACACCAGCAUCUAGCCAGUCCUUCAGGCCUACAAAACGUACCGCUAAAGAUUACAUAUUCGGCAAACUGAUUGGCGACGGAUGUUAUAGUACAGUGUUCCUCGCUAAAGAUAUACACACUGGAAAAGAAUAUGCCAUUAAAGUGUGCGAGAAACUUCAUAUCAUUAGACACAAGAAGAGGGAGUACAUAAAGAGAGAGAAAGACGCUUUAAACAUGUUAUUCAAUGUUCCGCAUGGUUUCGUGAAACUGUAUUGUACGUUCCAAGACGAUGAAAGAUUGUAUUUUGUUUUGUCGUACGCUAAGAAUGGCGAAUUGUUGCCUUAUAUAAAUAAAGUGGGCUCCUUUGAGCUCAAUGUAGCUAAAUUUUAUGCCGCUGAACUUUUAUUGGCGUUAGAAAAGAUGCACGCUAAAGGAAUUAUACACCGCGAUUUAAAGCCGGAGAAUAUAUUGUUAGAUGAAAAUAUGCAUUUACAAAUAGCUGACUUUGGAACGGCAAAAAUUUUGGAUCCCGCAGAAAUUCGCUCCAAUACGCCCCCCACGGUAACGACCGAGCCCGAAGAAGAAAGCCCCAGUAAAAAUGAUCGUUCUAGGAAAAUUAGUUUCGUUGGUACGGCGCAGUAUGUGAGUCCAGAUUUGUUACAGAAUCGUGUAGACACACGCGCUUCUGAUUUGUGGGCGUUCGGCUGUAUAAUUUAUCAGAUGAUAUCAGGGCUACCGCCUUUCCGUGCCUCUACAGAGUUCCUCACCUUCCAGAAAAUACUCAAGAUGGAUUAUGAAUUCCCAGAAGGUUUCCCCGCUGAAGCUAAAGAUUUAGUAGAAAAGCUAUUAGUUUUAGAUCACACAAAAAGACUUGGAGCUGAUGACGAAGGUGACACAUACGAGAGCAUUCGCAGCCAUCCAUUUUUCGAUGGUAUUGAUUGGGAUAACAUUUGGGAUGAAACGCCGCCUACCAUUAGUCCGUAUUUACCCGGUGGGUCAUUUGAAGAGGAAUACACAGUACCAGAUCAUCUGGAGCCUGGCUUAGGGAACAAUCAACUUGUGCGCCUUUGGGAAUUUGACCUAUCAACUUCGAGAGGAAUCCUCAACAUCAGUCCCGAAGAAAGACGACGUCGCCUAGAAAUUCAAGCUCGGGAAAACAAAUGGCAUCAAUUCGUGGACGGAGAGUUAAUACUAAAGCAAGGCCUCGUUGAAAAAAGAAAGGGCUUGUUUGCGCGACGUAGAAUGCUGCUGCUCACAACUGGACCACGCCUGUUCUAUGUAGACCCAGUUAAUAUGGUCUUGAAGGGUGAAAUACCUUGGUCACCAGAUUUGCGUGUCGAAGCUAAGAACUUCAGAAUAUUUUUAGUACAUACGCCAAACCGCACGUACUACUUAGAAGACCCGCAGUCUUACGCACUGGAGUGGGCGCGCGUGAUCGACGAAGUGCGCAUGGGCACAUACGGCCGCGACACGACUUAA
Molecule: messenger RNA, 1731 nt
Organism: Parnassius mnemosyne (clouded apollo)
Lineage: Eukaryota; Metazoa; Arthropoda; Insecta; Lepidoptera; Papilionidae
Source: the annotation of a GenBank genome assembly